CAUAGGCAAUAAAGUGGCUACCCGGAUAAGGACACCCGGUCUACGGAGCGCGGACCCUUUGAGGCGAAUCGAACGUUCUGGACGUUGGCCGUCUCGGUACGGCAGCCCGACAGGCCGCGACAGGUCCUCUCCUAUGACGGCGACACGGCGACACGCUGUUCCUGGAAUCCAGAACCGCUUCAUCAUCAUCAUCCGCGGUGUCGUCUUCGUCAUGGUCGUUGCAACGCGCUUUUGCGGAUCAGGGCGUGGCACCAGACAGGAGCAGUACACAGUGCCAUUGACUGCACCACCCCCACGUAGAAGCAGCGCACGAUUAGGUCGGCACUCCGGCCGGUGGCGGCGCUUGCCUACACAUAGUUAUUCCUGCUGUCUAAUAUCUAUUAGAAAAUAUAUUUUCAUUGAUUAUUCGCAUUGUUUGCCUUUCAUGCAUCGUCAAACUAUCUUGACCGCAGCGGGUAGAAGAAAGAUAUACUGUGAGCGGGCACGAAUUUGUAGAACAACCUUAGGCCUCACCUUCGACGGAGGGAUGACACUCGGUCCUCACAUUAAGUCGGUAAGCGACCGAGCCGAGUUCUUACUCGGUCGACUCUACCCUAUGAUCUGCAAGCGAAGCAAAUUGUCCCUUCAUAACAAGGUCACACUCUACAAAACUUGCAUACGUUCUGUCAUAACCUAUGCAAGUGCAAUCUUCUUAUUGUGGCCACCGCUAACUACAUAUCCGACCCAGGCGGGCAGGCAAAGCUAA
Messenger RNA from Bombyx mandarina (wild silkworm), 745 nucleotides. RefSeq lists its product as uncharacterized. NCBI's taxonomy places the organism in Eukaryota, Metazoa, Arthropoda, Insecta, Lepidoptera, Bombycidae. The record is from RefSeq and is a predicted model, not a curated record.